Photinus pyralis (common eastern firefly) is the source of this 298-nucleotide messenger RNA. Its product is annotated as odorant receptor 94a-like. Gene Ontology annotation, molecular function: odorant binding; olfactory receptor activity. The transcript is spliced from 2 exons. NCBI's taxonomy places the organism in Eukaryota, Metazoa, Arthropoda, Insecta, Coleoptera, Lampyridae. Gene Ontology annotation, biological process: detection of chemical stimulus involved in sensory perception of smell; sensory perception of smell. Bases 1 to 288 code for a protein of 95 amino acids. Gene Ontology annotation, cellular component: plasma membrane. The record is from RefSeq and is a predicted model, not a curated record.
AUGGCCGUGUCCGUUGCUGUGAAGACCUUAAUAGUGUGUUACUAUGGAAACGAGGUUACCAUCGAGAGCGAGUCGCUAACCACCGUCUGUUUCCACGCGCACGUUCGAGUCUGGGAUCGGAGCUUCCACAGAGCGCUGCUCAUGAUGAUCAAGAAGACCCAGGAACCGAUACAAAUCGCAGCGGGAAACUUCGUACCGAUCUCCUUGAGCACAUUUAUCUGGAUUAUACGGUCAUCUUACAGCUAUUUCGCCGUUCUUCGCAGUCGAAACGAUGCAAUUUCUUCUUAAUCAGUGAUAG